This is a messenger RNA of Dama dama (fallow deer), 1740 nucleotides long. Its product is annotated as forkhead box protein P4-like. Gene Ontology annotation, molecular function: RNA polymerase II cis-regulatory region sequence-specific DNA binding; DNA-binding transcription repressor activity, RNA polymerase II-specific. The record is from RefSeq and is a predicted model, not a curated record. Lineage: Eukaryota; Metazoa; Chordata; Mammalia; Artiodactyla; Cervidae. Gene Ontology annotation, cellular component: nucleus. Gene Ontology annotation, biological process: regulation of transcription by RNA polymerase II.
AUGGUUCUCCAAGGACGAGGGUGUAAAAAGCCAUUUGGGGAGCUGUGUGCAGGUGUGGGGGUUAGGCCUUGUCCUCUGGAGGCCUCUGCUCCAGGACAGUUGCUCAAAGAACUCAAAGGCCAGAAUGGAUGUCUUCUGUUCGUGGUUGUUCCGUGGAGUAGUUCCUCCCGGCCCUCCUGCGCCCACGCGGCUGCCGCUGCUUGGACAUGGGGUUGCUCCUCUCAGCCGCUGCCCCUGACCUCUGAACUGAGGUCUGGAAAAGGGGCCCCGGGGCCCCUGCAGACCCUCCCACAAGCAGCUGUGUGCCCCAUGGACCUGCCCCAGCUGUGGAAGGGCGAGGGUGCCCCCGGGCAGCCCGCCGAGGACAGCGUGAAGCAGGAGGGGCUGGACCUCACCGGCUCGGCCACCACCGCUACCUCGUUCGCCGCCCCCCCCAAAGUCUCACCCCCCCCCCCCCACCACACCCCGCCCAGCGGACAGCCCACUGUGCUCACACCUCGGAGAGACAGCUCCUCCCACGAGGAGACGCCUGGCUCCCACGCCCUGUACGGACCUGGAGAGUGCAAGUGGCCAGGCUGUGAGACCCUGUGUGAAGACCUGGGCCAGUUUAUCAAACACCUCCACACGGAGCACGCCCUGGACCGGAGCACGGCCCAGUGCCGUGUGCAGAUGCAGGUGGCGCAGCAGCUGGAGAGCCAGCUCGCCAAGGAGAGCGAGCGACUGCAGGCCGUGAUGACCCAUCUGCACAUGCGGCCCUCGGAACCCAAGCCCUUCAGCCAGCCAGUGCCAGUCUCCGCGGCCGGCUCGUUCCCAGACGGCCUCGCGCACCCCCCCACCUCGGCCGCCGCCCCCGUCACCCCGCUGAGGCCCCCCGGCCUGGGCUCAGCCUCGCUGCACAGCGGGGGCCCUGCCCGGCGGAGGAGCAGCGACAAGUUCUGCUCCCCCAUCUCCUCAGAGCUGGCCCAGAACCAUGAGUUCUACAAGAACGCCGACGUCCGGCCGCCCUUCACCUACGCCUCCCUGGUCCGCCAGGCCAUCCUGGAAACCCCAGACAGGCAGCUGACCCUGAAUGAGAUCUAUAACUGGUUCACCAGGAUGUUCGCCUAUUUCCGGAGGAACACAGCCACCUGGAAGAAUGCGGUGCGACACAACCUCAGCCUGCACAAGUGCUUCGUGCGCGUGGAGAACGUCAAGGGUGCCGUGUGGACUGUGGACGAGCGGGAGUACCAGAAACGGAGACCGCCAAAGAUGACGGGGAGCCCCACCUUGGUGAAGAACAUGAUUUCGGGCCUCAGUUACGGAGCACUUAACGCCAGCUACCAGGCUGCCCUGGCCGAGAGCAGCUUCCCCCUCCUCAGCAGCCCCGGCAUGCUGAACCCUGGCUCCGCUAGCAGCCUCCUGCCCCUCGGCCACGACGACGCGGGUGCCCCCGUGGAGCCGCUGCCCAGCAACGGCAGCAGCAGCCCGCCUCGCCUCUCCCCACCCCAGUACAGCCACCAGGUACAGGUCAAAGAGGAGCCGGCUGAGGCCGAGGAAGACAGGCGGCCCGGACCCCCCCUGGGGCCCCUCAACCCCAGCACCGCGGGGCCUCCAGAAGACAGGGACCUGGAGGAGGAGCUGCCGGGAGAAGAACUGUCCUAAGGGCCUCCAGGGGCGGGCGGGGCAGGGGUGAGACCCCACCCUCCGGGAACCCAGGCCCCACUUACCCCCACUCCACACCCCGCCCAACCUCAAGGCACU